Hemiscyllium ocellatum (epaulette shark) is the source of this 1642-nucleotide messenger RNA. RefSeq lists its product as uncharacterized. NCBI's taxonomy places the organism in Eukaryota, Metazoa, Chordata, Chondrichthyes, Orectolobiformes, Hemiscylliidae. The transcript has 2 exons. The record is from RefSeq and is a predicted model, not a curated record. The coding region runs from base 183 to 1286 and encodes 367 amino acids.
UAAAGUGAAAGGCUGAGAAAGAAAGCACUCCUGCUACAUGAGCAUGGACCUGGACAAUGGACUAACGGAAAGAAAGGCUGUCCUAUUUCUUCAGGACCAUCAGAGGAGACCACAGCACCAUAUCCUGUCAGCCUGAUCUAACAUUGCUGCCUGUGUUAGUGCAGUGUCUAUGGAUCAGAGAAAUGCCCAACACUGCAGGAACAUUUUCCAUUUGGCAACGGUUCGAACAAGAUUUCUUCUCUAUGCAGGAUCUCCAACCAACAUUGUACACCAGGUACAUUGAUGACAUUUUCUUCCUCUGGACCCAUGGCGAGGAGUCACUGAUAAAACUACACAGUGACAUCAACAAGUUUCAUCCCACCAUCAAACUCACCAUGGACUACUCUCGAGUGUCUGCCUCAUUCUUGGACACGUGCGUCUCCAUCAAUGACGGACACCUCAGCACCACACUCUACCGCAAACCCACAGACAACCUCACAAUACUACACUUCUCUAGCUUCCACCCAAAACAUAUUAAAACAGCCAUUCCCUAUGGACAAGCCCUACGCAUACACCGGAUCUGCUCAGAUGAGGAGGAACAUGACGGACUCCUGGAAGUACUCAAGGAUGCCCUCACAAGAAUGGGGUACGAUGCUCAACUCAUCGACCGCCAGUUCCGACAUGCCACAGCAAGGAACCGUAAUGACCUCCUCAGGAAACAGACACGUGCUGCAACUGACAGGGUACUCUUCGUUGUUCAGUACUCCCCAGGGGCUGAAAAAUUACGCUAUGUUCUUCGUGACCUGCAACACAUUAUCAAUGAGGAUGAGCAUCUCACCAAGACCUUCCCCACACCUCCACUACUUGCCUUUAAACAACUGCCAAACCUAAAUCAGAUUAUUGUUCGUAGCAAACUGCCCAGCUCUCAGGACAACUCCAUACAACCCUGUCAUGGUGGACGCUGCAAGACGUGUCAGAUUGUGGACAUAGAUACCACUAUUACGCAUGGGAACACCUCCCACCUUGUACAUGGCAGGUACUCAUGUGACUCAGCCAAUGUUAUCUAUCUUAUACGUUGCAGGCAAGGAAGCCCAGAGGCAUGGUACGUUGGGGAAACCGAGCAAAGGCUACAACAACGGAUGAAUGGGCACAGCACAACAAUCAAUAGACAGGAGGGUUCCCUCCCAGUUGGGGAACACUUCAGUGGUCCAGAACAUUCAGCCUUGGACCUUCGGGUGACCAUCCUCCAAAGUGGACUUUGGGACAGGCAGCAGAGGAAAGUGGCCGAGCAUAUGAGCAGAGACUGAUAGCUAAGUUUGGUACCCACAGGGAGGGCCUCAACCGGGACCUUGGGUUCAUGUCACAUUACAGGUGAUCACCAUUGCAGUACACUCACACACUCUCACACACACACGGACACAGGUACACACAGACGCGCACACAGACACCCACACACACCCGUAUAGACACACACACUCCCACACUCACACAUGCACCCCCUCACAGACUUAAGACACUCUGCACUCACUACACACACACUUUCUCACACUCACAACCCCCACCCCAGACAGACACACAGACACACACAGACAAAGAUCCACAUGCACACAUAUAUUUUGUGUGGUGAAUUUGUACUUGCAGAGUUACAUUGCACUUUGCUGAA